This is a messenger RNA of Cinclus cinclus, 2318 nucleotides long. RefSeq names its product splicing factor 3b subunit 2 (gene SF3B2). The record is from RefSeq and is a predicted model, not a curated record. NCBI's taxonomy places the organism in Eukaryota, Metazoa, Chordata, Aves, Passeriformes, Cinclidae. Gene Ontology annotation, biological process: mRNA splicing, via spliceosome. Gene Ontology annotation, cellular component: U12-type spliceosomal complex; U2 snRNP; nucleus.
AUGUACAGGGUGAUGAUGCUGGUGAGCAUCCACGCAGCUGUGCCUGGCUCCCUGAGAGACCUGGCCACAGAUCCAGUGUCCAAGGAAAUUGAGAUCAUCAGUGAAGAACCGGAGAUCCAUGACCCCAACUUUGCGUUCUUCAAGAGCAUUUUCAAGGCUUUCAAGCUGAUGGGCAACAUGAAUAAGGAGAAGGAGCCAGAGCGGACAAAGAGCACUGACCCCCAGAAAAAGGGGCCCGAGGAUGGCACCAGGGGCAGCCAUGGGGACAGUUCCGAGGAUGAGCAGGAGAAGAAGCAGGGUCCCAAGCUGUCCAAGAAGCUGCGGUGCAUGAACAGGCUCACAGUGACAGAGCUGAAGCAGCUGGUGGCCCGCCCUGACAUGGUGGAGAUGAUGCAUGAUGUCACUGCAUAGGACCCCCAGCUGCUGAUGCACCUGAAGGGCACACAGAACUCAGUGCUGGUGCCACGGCACUGGUGUUUCAAGAGGAAAUACCUACAAGGCAAGGGCAUUGAGAAGCUGCCCUUCAAGCUACCCAAGUUCAUCAGGUGCACGGGCAUCCAGGAGAUGUGCGAGGCUCUGCAGGAGAAGGAGGAGCAGAGGAUGAUGGAGUACAAGAUGCAAGAGAGGGUGUGGCCCGAGAUGAGCAAAAUUGACUUUGAUUACCAGAAACUCCACAAUGCCUUCUUCAAGUGGCAGACCAAGCCCCAGCUGACCAUCCACAGGGAUCUCUACUGCAAGGGGAAGGAGUAGACACAGCUCAAGGAGAAGAAGCCGGGCAACCUCUCGGAUGAGCUGUGGAUCAUGCUGGUCAUGCCUGUGGAGCCAAAUGCCCACCAGGUGCCCCCCCCCCACCCCCCCCCGUGGCUGAUUGCCAUGCAGCACUAUGGACCGGCCCCCUUGUACCCCAACCUCAGAAUCCCAGGGCUCAACUUCCCCAUCCCUGAGAGAUGCUCUUUUGGCUACCACACUGGGUCGUGGGAGCCCCCUGUGGAUGAGAUGGGGAAGCCACUCUAUGGAGAUGCGUUCGGCACCAAUGCUGCCGAGUUCCAGAUGAAGGAGGAGGAGGAGAAGAUCGACUGUACACCCUGGGGGGAAUUGGAGCCAUCUGAUGAGCAAUUGGAGGAAGAGGAGGAGGAGGAGAAGGAUGGUGAUGAAGAGAAACCCGGCGAGACCAGGUUUCUUUCAUCCCUGUCCUUCUCCUCCUCUUCCAGGGGCUUCUCCUCAGUGCUAGCCAGGGUGGAGACCCCAGAGCUGGUCAAGCUCCACAAGAAGAAAAUCGAGGAGGCCAUGGAUGGGAGCAAGACCCCUCAGAUGUUCACGGUGGUCCCCAAAAAACGCACAGUGACCUUGGGCACGGCCAUAAUGGGGUCCACUCACAUCUACAGCAUGUCUGCGGUGAUGGGGCGCAAGGAGCCGGUGAGAGAGGCGUGGGGCAUGGAGGUGGCGGUGCCCCUCGAGGAGCUGGAGCUGGACCCGGCCAUGAGACACAAGUACGAGGAGCACGUGUGGGAGCAGCAGGCGCAGGUGGAGAAGAACUUCAGUGACAUGGUGGCCGAGGAGGCCGCCCAGCAGAAGCAGAGGAAGGCGCGGCGCCAGGACGCCCGUGGAGGCGGCAAGAAGUACAGGGAGUUCAAGUUUUAGGUGUCACCGCUGUCCCCUCGGUGUCACCUCCCUGUAGUUCCCUCUGCGCCACCCUCUGUCACCUCAUAGAGGUUUGGUUGGUGCCACCCCUGGAUCGGGGACGCCACCUCUGCUGUCACCCGGGGCCGCGGUCCGGGUGUUGGGGACAGUGUGAUGGCACUUUUCCCCGGCAUUGUCCCCAGCCUGCCCCCGCUGUUUUUAAAAUGAAAGGUGGCGUCCGCACAGCAAAAAACCCACAAAAAACUAACAAACAAAAACCCAUAAAAACAAAAAAAGAAAUAAUAAUAAUAAUAAUAGUAAUAAAAAAAGCAGCGCUGCAGCGGCCAAGGCGGGGCGGAGGGGGGUCCGCCGCUCCGCCCCGUAUCUCCAACAGGUAUCUUAGAAUAACAGAUGUUGAAUCACACCAGCCGGUCCCAAGCGACGGGCAGGCACCACCCCGAAAAGGGGAGGGGGUUUGGGGUGUGAGCCAAGCCGGAGCUUCCAACCCGGGAAGGGAAAACUCCGCAGCACCGUCCUGCGGCCGCGAACCGAGCCCCCCGUACCGCAUCGCAUCCCUGAAUGACUUACAGAGCCCAAACAAUCAAAGGUGCACAUGCACAGAGUUUACAAUAACUCCGGGAAAAGAUGCUCAUUUAUGCUGACUAAGCACCACCUUAUAUGAGUACUACUAGUAUAAU